Saccostrea cuccullata (small rock oyster) is the source of this 1308-nucleotide messenger RNA. RefSeq names its product calcyphosin-like protein. The record is from RefSeq and is a predicted model, not a curated record. Gene Ontology annotation, molecular function: calcium ion binding. Bases 365 to 970 code for a protein of 201 amino acids. NCBI's taxonomy places the organism in Eukaryota, Metazoa, Mollusca, Bivalvia, Ostreida, Ostreidae. The transcript has 2 exons.
UCUCCCCCACACUAAGGGCGAUCCCCUCUGUUUCAUGAACAUAGGACGGAUAAUCCUGUUACAAUUGACACAAAAUGCAACAGUGGUAAUAAGCCAUCUCAUAGGAUGUUUUCACUGCAACGGGUUGAAAACAAACAUAAUCUCCGAGGAAUUUUCAGUGAACUAUGGCACAAUAGACUGGAUUAAUAAUUCACAUUUAUCUACUCAACACUAAUAGUUAACCCCGUUUUAUAUCAUGGGUAUGCUGUUAAAUGAAGUUUAUUGUAUUCGUUGUCACUGCUGCAGGUUUAAUUCUUCAGAGAUGCAAUUUGCCUCAGUUCGCAAUACGAAAAAGUAUUAAAGUAGUUUUCUGCAUAGUUUGAUCAUGGACGACACUACUGUUGUUCUCAUUGAAGCCUUGCGAGAGCAAGUUCUACGGAAAGGUUAUGGUGGUAUGAGGGGCCUCGCCCUGGCAUUUAAAAGCCUUGAUAUCGACUUUUCAAAAAGAAUUGUUUUUGAAGAACUGAAAAUAGGAAUAGAGUCGUAUGGCAUACGAAUGUCACACGGCUAUUUACAGCGAUUGUUCCGGGCCCUGGAUAAAGAUAACAGCGGGGGCAUCGAUUUCCUGGAGUUCAUGAAGGCACUGGAGCCGCCAAUGAAAACGAGCAGGAAGGUGGUCAUCAAUGAAGCUUUUGACAAACUGGAUAUCAGCAAGGACGAUGUCCUCAAUAUUGAUGAUCUAAGAGUUGUCUAUGCCGCCAACGCCAGAAACCAUCCGAAGUAUCUAUCCGGUGAAUGGACGGAGGACGAGGUGCUACGAAGUUUCCUAGACAGCAUCGACACACCCGGAAGCCCGGAUGGAAAAGUAACACGUGACGAAUUUAUGAAUUACUACGCAGGUGUUAGUGCAACGAUAGAUGAUGAUUGUUACUUUGAUUUGAUGAUGAGAUCCUGCUACGGUCUUCCUCAGAGGAGCUCGCAAUCAAAAUGAAUCAGACGUGUACUCAAAUAUUUUAAGAACAUGUUUUGUCUUUAAUAUUCACACUGUAGACUGAGAUUUAAACCCCGAAAUCAAAAUUUCUCAAUAAUGGAUAAUUGAUUUUCGUCCAUUUCGAUAUUGGUGUAUUUUUUUAAAGUUAUCAAGCCAUAUAAGUUUUUUUUUUGUCAGAAGUACUGCAGUUUGUAAGUAAAAUUUUGCGUCAAUGUUUCGUUUGCUUCAGAUAUUUUCAACCAAAUGAAUUUCAUACUGAUGUAAAUUAUUUCAUGCUAUGCGAUGUUAGUAAUAAUUAUUUUACUCUUCCAGUAAAGUAAAUUUGCAUACAUAUGUAA